This is a messenger RNA of Aspergillus luchuensis, 972 nucleotides long. RefSeq lists its product as uncharacterized. The record is from RefSeq and is a predicted model, not a curated record. The transcript has 4 exons. NCBI's taxonomy places the organism in Eukaryota, Fungi, Ascomycota, Eurotiomycetes, Eurotiales, Aspergillaceae. Bases 1 to 972 code for a protein of 323 amino acids. Gene Ontology annotation, molecular function: zinc ion binding; sequence-specific DNA binding. Gene Ontology annotation, biological process: regulation of DNA-templated transcription.
AUGAUUUCUUACAGCCCUUUGGACCUACAUGACAAGACAAGAACCAAUCAUGGAAUCGGCGCAGAAUCUACACAACAGCCUCUUAACCAGCUCUUCCUCUGUUUCAAUUGUUCCAAACCGUUUAGGUCAUCGGUACUCUCGAAGGAGAUUAUAUCCUACUACACGGGCACUUCUGAGACAUGCUGCUGCUGCAGAUCAGGAAUAAACAAGGAAGUACUACAAGGGUCAUUUAUCCCUUCAUACCAUGCAGCAGAGAUUAAUCGAGCGCGUGACCAAGACGAGCAGUGCAUCUGCGCGUCUCGACAGACUCAGACUUCGAACAGCAGCCUUCCACACUUGGAUAACAGUAUCCACAUCCGCCUUUAUCGGGAACUUCUUUUUGCCCCUUUAUCUACCAAUACAUGCUGGACACUCCUGAGUCAUAUAGUUGAAUCCCUACAGCUCCAGACACCCCUGGGGGACGGACUCAAGCAAUCCAGACAAGCAUGUGUGAAAAUGAUUAAACAUGUUCUUCAACAAGUACCCGUCCAAAUCCUUAGGAAUAUCAUACAAGAUAUGCGAAAACAUUUCCAAAGCUCCGAAUAUCUUCCUAUACUCGCCAUAUUGGAGACAUGGGGAAGUGGCCAAAACUGUGCAGCAGCAAGCUACUGCACCGAGUAUUCCCACUGUCCCCAUGUCUCCAGGUGUCACGAAGGGAACGAUAGGAGUCAACCGAAGGGUCCUGAGAAGACACUACAUCCACGCGACCUUGACCAUACGAACAAAGCAACUAGGCGGGUACUGACGGUGCCAAGCAAGUAUACUUACAGAAGAGGGCUUCGGAGACAAAAGAGAGCACCGCUCAAAGGGGAAUGUGCGGAAUGCUCGGCCCGUAUAUCACCGCUAUGGAGGGUUGGACCCGAUGGAAGAAAAAGUCUUUGCAACGCAUGCGGCCUAAGGUGGUCCAAGAAGAAAAGGACAGCGAUAGUGUAA